AAAAAAGGCCCACUCUACUGUAUUGUUUCUCACUCUGUCUUUUAGCCUUCAUUCACUUUUCUUCCUUCUCUUCACACCCCACUACACUCUCCCCACCAUUUCAUCGCCAAGCUUAUCUUCUCUUCUCUUCUCUUCUCUGUACAAAGAAACUUCUAGAUUUAAUCUUCUCCGUUUCCAUAUUUCCGGCCGCCGGAGAUUCGCCCAGACUGUAAUAUUUGCUUACUAAAACGACGUCGUGUGCCUAUUCAAUUGUAGCACAUGGAUCUCUCAAUCCUGUUUCUCUACGGAAGUUAGAAAGAAUGCAGAAUGCUUUGCAUUUUUUAGGGUUCUUGGAGCGGUCUGAUUCGGUGAUUCUAGCCUCAUAGCAAUGCCAAACUUGCUUUUAAGCUUCCGCUACAAUCAAUUUUCUCCACAUUAAGCGUGAGUCUCGUGGAUUAAGGUUUUGAAAGUGAUACUGGUAACCUUAGCUCAGGUAAUUAUCUUAUCAACUCACAGAUAGUAGAAAAUAUUUGGUCAUCUGACGAAUCUACAUUGCUCUAUCUCCGUAAAAUGCUCUAACCUGAGUAUUAAAUCAAGUCAAUAUUACGGUUUUGGGUAAGGAUUUAUAAAGGAAGUUGAGUAAUUAGGGUUUCGCAGGGAUUAUUAAGCUCUUAUCUUUACGAUAGUCUCUUUACUGAGUAAGAAAUACAAAGGUAAAAAAGGUGUUUUAGAGCUUGUGACUUUGUUAACGGGUGAAAGUGCUAGCUCUGCUUGCUUUAUCCAUCCCCCCUAAAGAAUGGAUCUUUUUGAUACAGUUGUUGUCGCAUUUCAUAUGCUGUACUAGAUUAUUCUGCUACCAUCUGUGGCUUUUGAAAUACUACUUUAAGUGUGAAGUUGGAGCCACGUCAAGCACUAAAAGUAGAUGACAUGGUCGGCCAGGUUUUUUGUUUAAUGGCUUAUUUUGGAUCUGAAGACUUGUCACCAUAUAAGUAGAGUACUGUCUUUUGGGGGUUGACCUUGUCUUUGUGAGUUGUCGGAUCUGCAGCGUGAGGGCUGAGGAAGAUUGUACUGGUUGUCUGAAACUGUGAAGCAUCGAUGGGGCUUCUUGAAAGUCUCUCGAUGCUUCUUCUUCUAUUGUGGCUAUGUUUCUUGCCACGUUUAGGGAGUUGUUCUUCCCUGGGAGCUGCAAGGGCAUUAGAUGCACUCCUCCAAGAUUAUGCUUAUCGUGCAUUUGCCCGUCCAAGGACAGGUGUUGUUUAUGAUGGAGAUGUGCCAUUGAAUUUGACAGGGAUUAAGGUGUCAGCCAUGAGGCUCAGGAGUGGCAGUUUAUGGACCAGAGGUGUUCCAACAUAUAAAGAGUUUCAGAUACCUGUUGGGGUCGUUGAGCAACCUUAUGUUGAGAGGCUUGUAUUGGUCUACCAAAAUUUGGGCAAUUGGUCUGCAAGAUAUUAUAGUUUACCUGGUUACAUGUACUUGACUCCUGUGGUGGGUCUUCUUGCUUAUGAUGCAUCAAACCUUUCAGCAAUUUACUUGCCUGAGUUGGACAUCAGGGCUUCUGGUCAGCCCAUCUCAAUAAGGUUUUCAGAUGUCAAGCCGGCGCCUGUUGGAUCAUCUGCUAUGUGUGUUUCAUUUGAUUUAAAAGGAUCAGUGAAUUUCAGCAGUGUAUUGUCGGACAACAUAUGCACGACCUUUCUACCGGGGCAUUUCUCUAUU
Molecule: messenger RNA, 1692 nt
Organism: Nicotiana tabacum (common tobacco)
Lineage: Eukaryota; Viridiplantae; Streptophyta; Magnoliopsida; Solanales; Solanaceae
Cellular component (GO): membrane
Source: RefSeq, a predicted model, not a curated record